Messenger RNA from Exophiala oligosperma, 2216 nucleotides. RefSeq lists its product as uncharacterized. Bases 1 to 2172 code for a protein of 723 amino acids. The record is from RefSeq and is a predicted model, not a curated record. Gene Ontology annotation, molecular function: zinc ion binding; DNA-binding transcription factor activity, RNA polymerase II-specific. NCBI's taxonomy places the organism in Eukaryota, Fungi, Ascomycota, Eurotiomycetes, Chaetothyriales, Herpotrichiellaceae. Gene Ontology annotation, biological process: regulation of DNA-templated transcription. The transcript has 3 exons.
AUGCCGCAGCCAAACCGUUUUGGUGGAAAUCAGCCGGCAACUUCUUCAGCUGAUGUUGCGCGUGACGAUUCCCCAGAGCUAGACUCCACGCGCGAGCAAGGCAGUGGUGGAAUGAGCACGAAUCCGAGAAAACGCAGAUACAUCAGCAAUGCCUUUACUACAAGGAAGCGAGCUGCCAUGGCUUGCGAUUUCUGCCGCCUGCGGAAAACCAAAUGUGACAACGCACGACCAAAAUGUGGCAAUUGUCGACACCACAAUGCAACGUGUGUCUAUACUGAGAACACAGAAGCCUCUGCACCCGAAGAUGAUGCGAAUACCAAUGUCAUGCAUCGCCUCGACGAGAUCAAGUAUCUUUUGCAACAAGUGCAAGCUCAAACUACGCCAAAGGUCCACUAUACCACAGCUGCGGGACAGUUCCCCUUGAUUGAUCGUGCCCCAUCCAUUUCAGAAUCUGCUCCCGAGCGAGAAGCGCCUGUGGACGACAGUUGGCAAAGUGGCGAGAGCUUCCAUGCCGUCAAUCCUUAUGAUUCCCCUUAUCGAGCCGCGCGUUGCGAAGCGGUUGUCCGGUGGCCUAUUUUCAGAGACUGGCUGUCGGAGAAAGAGUGCAGACUCGAGUCAUUCUUGCACGAGGCCGAAAUCCUGUUUCCGGAUGGUGUUGGUGGAGAACAACCACUCCCAGCCAACCUUGCCAGAGGGGAUAUAAGGGGGCCUCCCGGACCCGUCAUAGAUGAGGACGAUUGUGUUCCAUUGUGUAAAAGGUUUCUCAGUCAUGUACAUUUCAGAAAUCCGAUAUUGGAGCCGAGGCAAUUGAUAUCGUAUGCGAAAGAGGUUUCACAACAUGGUAUGGGCUGGGAUGGCCGUUCGUGUCUCGUGCUAGUAAUUUCGGCCAUCUCCUGCAUUCUUUUAACCAACGAGCUUCCCCCGGAGCCCGACUUAGAUCCAUCUAUACACGCCCCUCCACUCUCCAGUCAUAUCCAUGCAGAUCCUGGUGGUGUUGCUGAAGCAUUUGCUCAAGCAGCUAAGAAGAGGUUAGGUCUUCUUGGUAUGUCUAUGAUAGAUAUCCAAUGCUUGUUCUUCAUGUCCAUCUAUGAGAAGCUACGUAUACGACCUCUACAGUCCUGGUUCUGCCUCCAACAAGCAUGCUCCAGACUCAAAAGCCACCUCAUGAGCCGAAGUGGAUUUUCAAGCUCAAUGGAUGCAGAAAAGCGUGAGCAACAUCAGAUCGAGCAAAGGGUCUUCUGGUCAUGUGUCCGCUCGGAAACUGAACUCCUUCCAGAUUUAUGUCUCCCAUCGAGCGGCCUUGACGCUUUCCAAUACCCUGAGUUUCCCUCACCUCCCUCAGCCACGAAUAAUGAGCAUUUUGAGGAGUGCUCGGAGAGCAGCGAUAGCGGUUAUGUCCCACCAAACUCUCAAGCACAAUCCUGGCUGUUCUUCCUCGCCGAAAUCUCGCUCCGUCGUACCAUUAACGCACAUUUGCGCCUCCUCUAUGGCAGAUCAGAGUCGUACUGGCUGUCUCAUCUGCCAUUGCUCCUAAGACACCAUGCCCAGUGCGAGGAACAAAUCAGCCUGUGGUACUCUCACCUGCCCUCGAAGUUGCAAUUUUCCGACAGCGCACCGCAGCCUCAGAGUCUAUCAUAUUACCUCGAAAGCCGCUUCCAGGAUUGGCGUGAGCACAUCCUCCGGCCAUUGCUAUAUUGUGCCCUUCAUCAUAGCAGGCAGAAAAAUUGGCCUCACCAGUUUCAUCCUGUCGCUGCUGGCGAGCCUUCCCCUUCAACCUCCACUGUGUCCAUGUCUAUGCAAACGGCUGUACUUUCACCGACUGGCACUGGCAAUCUGAAUUCGAACGCGACACUUUAUCCACAGGUGUUGCAUCUAGCACAGAUGCACAUCGAUCUGUGUGCCAGCCUCAUACCUCACUCGUUCGAACAUGGCCGAUACGGUGGAGUGUGGCAACUCUGUCGACGGACAUUCAUUUGCGGGAUGGCGUUACUCGCAUCUGUUAUCUCGGAGGACCUUCAAAGCCCCAACGACUGGGUAGAUCUGUGCAGAACAGCCAUCAGGUAUCUGACUCACUGGGGCGCCGAAGCACGGUCGGUCGAAGCAAUGCGUCUUGUGCUGGAGAAAUUGUUUGACAGAGUGUUACGAAACUCGCAAGGACAGCCAAGCUUAUGAGUAGUAAACACCUCAAGACAAUUUGGUAAGCCAUCGAUCAAGGU